CUCAGGGUUUCACCUUUGCACAGGGCUGUACCCUGAAGGCUUCCUGAGGAAGAGAGCCUAAACUCUCUUGGGACAGGGGGUAACAACCACCAGGUUAGCUAAAAAGAAAAAAACCGAAAUGUUCACAAUAAAAUAUAUACGUCCUAUAGGGAAUAGGACGGGAAUAAAAGACUGCGUGUUGGAGGGGGUACUUAUACCUUUUUGUUUUUAUUGGUUCUCGUCUAUCAGGGGAGGAGCUAACCAUUGUUUUGCUGCCAUGGAUAUAGCAAGGAAAUACGGUUUAUCCUGGGAAGUAACAGCUUCUCUGUAAUUGUAUUUUUCUAUUACUUUCAGGUUUAAAGUAUAAAUUGAAAUGGAAUAUUCUGUUACUCUGUAAUAACAGAUCUAGUUUAACUUCUGUCCACAACUGUUCUCAGGCUGCCUGAUUGGCUGAAUGAUGACAAACACAAACCGGAAUCAGAUGACCGAGAGGAUCCUGGAUCUGACCCUGGAGGUCAACUACCUGCUGACUGGAGAGGUGAGGGAUUCUGGGAAUGUCAGUGACUCGUUUCUUCUCAUUAAGUUAACUUUAAUCAUUUUUAUUCAUAAUUUAAUGUCCCUACUAAUAUAUACUCUUUGAAUUUCUUAAGAGUGGAGAUUCCGGGACGUUUCAUGGUGGGGGAGAAUAAAUAUUGCAAAAUCUUAUAGUAUGAUCCCCGUGUCCUGCGCAGAUAGUUGGGUGAAUUUACCGUAUAAUUGUGUAAAUUGGUUAAUCUCCGCUGGACAUACACCACCAAUGUGGUGCUCCAGCGGUGAAAGACCAACGCUAGUAUCGAGGAGAGACUCCAGGGGCAUAACCCCAAAAUGCUAGUCACAAUGCCAAAAGACAAGCAGCCUAAUAAAAAUAUACUAUAUACAUUGAAUUCAAGGAUUGAGAUGUCCCAAUAAAGAGUGAGUUUAAAAAGUCAAGUAGAUACAAAAAUGUUCCAUGAUCCCUGAGUGGUAUAAAGGUAUCAGCAGAUCUCCCCUCUGAGCUUUAUUCAGGCUGGCUCUAUGGGCUUCUGCAGUGCUAUCCUAGUAAGUCUGGUAUCCCAACCAAAAUAAGGGACAGCAAGAAAUAAAUAGGGCUACCACUUUAAAAUAUAAGUGCUUUUGCACUACUAGAAGUAAUAUUUAAGUUAAUCCAAACUAUACAAAAUGGUCAAAUGCUAUUUUCGAGGUAGCAUCGGCAAACAAUUGUAAUGUUUAAACAGAGUACCCCCUCAAAAAAAUAUAUAUGUUAAUAAGUGGUGUAUACACAGAACAAUUGUCUCCAAAAAAAUAUAAGGUGUGUGUGUGUGUGUGUGUGUGUGUAUAUACACAAACUAAGCGAGACCAUAUAGUUGGAGAACAAUUAGGAAGUAUGGAGCAUAGAUAUCAUGAUGCUUAGAGUGCUCAAUGACAUAUCUAUGAAUAGAUUAUUAGAUAUAGAGCAGUCGGAGAGAGGAAGGUAGAGGGGACAGAUAGUAGCAUAUACUGCAUAUAAAUCUAGCAGUUUAAUGGGUAGUCCCUCCCUUCUUAAAAAUAGCCCUUAGAUCGCUAGAGGGGUAGCACAAUGGAACAUAAUGUCUACUCAAAGAAAAAAACGGUGAAACAAGCUAAGUGCCAUAUCGUGUUAAAACCCCUUCAGAAGUUUACCUUAAUCCAGCGCUGGGCUCCCUCUACGCUGGUGAGCUCUCCUCCCCCGCCGACGUCAGCGAAGCAGAUUGUGCAUGCGCGGCAAGUGCCGCAUGCGCAUUCAAAGUGUCCAAAGGAAAGCAUUUUUCAAUGCUUUCCUAAGGACGCUCUGCGUAAUGGAGGCAAAAUGUGCCUCCAGCGUCGCAGAUGCGCCUCUAGCGGCUGUCCGGAAGACAGCCUCUAGAGGCUGGAUUAACCCCAAAUGUAAACAUAGCAGUUUCUCUGAAACUGCUAUGUUUACAUCUGAAGGGUUAAAAACUGAGGGACCUGGCACCCAGACGACUUCAUUGAGCUGAAUCACUAUAGUGUCAGGGGGGGAAAAAGCGGUUUUCCUGACACUAUAUAAUCCUUGGUGGACCAUAACCCUCAAGGUCCCCCUCCCAUGGCGCUGAAGGGCUUAAAACACCUUCAGCAGCUUACCUUUAUCCAGCACUCCCUCAGCGCUGGUGACCUCUCCUCCCCUGCCGAUGUCCGCUCCCGGGUGGAGUGGCAUGCGCGGAAAAUGCCGCGUGUGCAUUCAAACAGUCCAUAGGAAACCAUUUCUCAGUGCUUUCCUAUGGACACUGCACGAUGGAUGAGAAAUUUGCAUCCAGCGUUGCAGAUGCGCCUCUAGUGCCUGUCAGGAACACAGCCACUAGAGGUUGGAUUAACCCCUAAUGUACACAUGUAAAAUGUUUCUCUGAAACUGCUAUGUUUACAUCUAAAGGGUUAAAACCUGAGGGACCUGGCACUCAGAUCACUUCAUUGAGCUGAAGUUGUCUGGGUGACUGUAGUGUCCCUUUAAAUCUGUCAGAGAUGCAUUAUAAACUUUUAAAUAAAUGGUAACUGGUCCCAAGUAGUCCACUAGGAUUUACCCCAACGCCUCAGAUAGAUGUUGGAGAUGCUUAGUUCCGAGGAGUUUUUCUGCAUGUAUGGCGGGAAUGUCAACCUAUCCAACUUAUUUUGGAAAAUGAUAUACUUAAAAAUCCAAACUUUACUUAUUUAUUUCAACCUGAGUCUUCUAUUACAAUUAAAUAUUUAUUUAAAACAUUUUUGGUACAGCCUCCACUAGUGAUACACAUCUUGGUAGCUGCCAAGAUGUUGAUUGCCAGAAGCUGGAAGAUGGUCAAAAUUCUAAUUAUUUACCAAAUUAAAAUGGAGAUGGGCAUUUGUAGAACAUCAUAUGAUGUGGUUGGAAUAGGUUGAGAAAACCCUUCUAUGACGUUGAGUGGUAAAUGUUUUCAUUAGAUUAACUUAGAUUAAGGCCCAUUUCCCAUACCCAUACCAUCUCUACUGCAAGCCUCUACAAUUGAAUGCUACAUCUUUAAGGUACAAAUUUGGAAUUCAGAAGAUACUCCACCGGAUUUCUUUCACCUUUGCCACUCGAUUACUUAUAUAUAAUGUUUUCAUUGUUAUCUAUAGUGUACUACUGUAGUAUCUUGUACUUGCAGCUACAUGCAUUCAUUAAUAAUCUGGCUGUUAGGAUUUGAUUGGCAAAAUUGUAAUUCACCACUGUUUCUUUUCCCCUCCCACUCUGUAAAUACCUUGAUAUAACUGUAUCUCUACUCCCUCCCUAGGCCCAUUUCCCCUAACAUCUCUACUGCAAGCCUCUGCAAUUCUACUCUGCUCAACCCGCCCACCCAGGCUCCCCCUAAAUUUAUAGCAUGCUCCACCAGCUGUUUAAAAUACUCACUCCCUUACUGCUUCAUUCCCUCUAUAUUCUACCAAUAGCCAUCACUUCCAAAGUUCCCCUACCACCUCUUAUCUCUCUACCUUUUAUAUUUGCCUGUGUGUAUUGUAUGUUCUCUACUAAUUGCACAGCGUUGCAGAAUCUGUUUGCGCUUUAUAAAUAUCAGUAAUAAUAAUGAUUUGUGGGGUCGUUUUUUUUGUGUUCGUUUUGUUUGGUGAUGUCUUAUUUGUUUUAAUAUUAAUCAAAAUUAUGUCAAUGGAAACAUUGGCUUAAAGGUUUGUGCAUGUCAUCAAAUGUUUGUAUAAUUGAAAAUGAAUAAAAAUUGUGUGUGUGUGUGUGUGUGUGUGUAUGUGUAUAUAUUUUAUAUAUAUAUAAUAAAAAUAAAAAAAAGUUAAAUUCUGAGUCUAAGAGUAGUAAUAAAGAUGCUAGGUGCUAAUAUCAAAAUGAAAUCCGUUAAGCAGAUGGAGCUGGCUACUUCCAAUGGAUGCUGUGACGAAGCUCCUAUGCUCAGGCCGAGUAUCUCUGCCAAGUAUCCCUUCUCUCGUGGGACAGAGUAGCCAAAGUGAUUAUACUCCCUUUCCCCUAGGAUAGAGCUUCUUGAGUGUUUAUAGCUCUUCCCAAAAUCAGCGGAGGCUUGAUGAAGGGUAGAAUAGGUCUGUGUUUAUUAGUGUGUGUGUGUGUGUGUGUGUGUAUAUGUAUAUAUACACAUAUAUACACACAUAUAUACACACACACACACACACACACACACACACACACACACACACACACACACACACACACACACACACACACACACACACACACACACACACACCUGUUCUACCCUUCAUCAAGCCUCUGCUGAUUUUGUGUGUAUGUAUGUAUGUGUAUACAUAUAUACACAUUCCCAAUAGGGGUUUUUGUGAAAAACAUAGCUGAUUUGGCACAAAAUAAUUGAAUUACUUAGUGGACACCAGGGCGCCUAACAAUAAUAACCCUAGACAUACAUGUCCCCCUAUAGUUACAUCCAGGUUUCUUACAUCCCCACAUAGCUCUGUUUUGGUAAAGUGACUAGAUUCCAGCGCAGUUAAGUGGCCAGUUAAUCCAUCACAGAUGACAUGACAUUUCUUGCAUGGUGCCAUUAAAGGGACACUAUAGUCACUAAAACAACUUUAGCUUGAAAGUUAAUUCACUUUUGUUUCUUUAUGCAACCAUAGCCACACCUCCCCUGGCUAUGACUUACGCAGUCUGCUUAAAAACAAAAUGGUUCCAUUUCAAAACUGAUGUAACUUGCGCUUCGAGUUUUUAUCUCCUGCUCUGUAAAUUGAACUUUAGUCGCACACAGGAUGCUCCUGCAUGGUCUAGUAAGGUUAACUGCAGGAGAUAAGACAUUUUUAAUUAGACAGCACUUGCAAUAAAGAUAGUGUAAACAUUAAAUACCGCUUUACAGGAAAUGUUAAGGAAGUCCGUUUAAGUCAAGUGCAGGGAGGUGUGGCUAGGUCUGCAUAAACAAAGUGAUUUAACUCCUAAAUGGCAGGGAAUUGAGCAGUGAGACUGCAGGAGCAUGAGUUAAACACCAAAACUGUUUCAUUAAGCUAAAAUUGUUUUGGUGACUAUAGUGUCCUUUUAACUAUUGGUCUUUAUUUACUUUUUCUAUGAACAGUAAAUUCUGACUGCCUUUAGGUAAAUUCCCAUUUUACACGUGGCUCUGUGUCAUGGCAGGUGUGAGAUACAAACCUAUGCCACUAUGACUAGAUGUCUUGCUUACAAACACAGAUUAGAGGGAUUGUAAAGCUAAUAGGGGUAAUGUGCUACAUAAUUCUGGGACUUGUCGUGCAGUGAUUCAACUGUUUUAUGUAGGAUCCUUGGUAAAACUACAUAAACUCGCAAAUCAAAGGGGAGGGAGGUCAAAUGAUUUUAGAUGUAUUGCAGUGUGUUUGGGAUUGUGCUGUGGGUACUGUUUUAGCUUAUUUUGAUCUUGGGCAUUUCUCUUGUUACGCAGAGAUUAAUUCAAAUUGCUCUAUUUAUAUAGAAUUACAUUGUUGUGAAGAGUCCUGGAGAGACCGCUGUGCAGAACCAUGGUUUCAGUGUGUCAGACAGACCCAGCAACUCCCAGAGCCCCAGCAUGGUGCCGUCACCUCAUUCUCUGAUACACGAGAAAAACAAUGACCUGAAGAUCCUAGAACUGGCCAAUAAGAUCAUCCACCUGCUGACUGGAAAGGUGAGGAUGCUGGGUGAUGGUUACUGUAUUAUUGUGUUUCCUCCAUUUAUAAUGUGUAGUCAGGAUGGCCAUCAUUUACUCUUUUACAAACCAGGAAGCUGACCAGCAGUGUUUCAGCAUUGUUGGUCUUUCAUCAGACUAUAGAAGAGAUGCAAGUAGGAUCCCACCUCUUAAUUAUGGAAAAUUGAAUCUUAAUGGAACACUAUAGUGUAGGAAUGCAGACGUGCCCUAACUAGUUGGUCUCCCUCUGUGAAGAAUAAAGGUGCUUUUACUUGCCUUUCCUCCUUUUCAGUGUUGGUCUCCAGUCUUCCAUCCCUCCUCCUUGACGGAGAUCAUAAAGCAUUGGAAGGCUAGUGCACAUUAGCAGCAAAACACAGAGCUGCGCAAAUCAGGUAGUCUCCUGUCCGUAUGAUGGCCAUUAGAAGCAAGUUAACCAUGCAGUCCAAACAUUUCCAUUUUGCAUAGUGGCAAUGUUUCAUAGCUGCAGAGUUAAGGGGGGGAGGGGGGGGGAGACUUGUCGUUGAGAUGAAGUUGUGUGGUUACCUAUUGAAUCACUUUAAAUAGGUUUCUGUUAUAGACCAGAGCUUCCUGGAGGCACCCUACGCCAGAUAAAACGCCAUUUUAUCUGUAAUCCACUUGUGAGGUUCAGACUUUCAUGAGUAUUUUAUCGUUCCCUUCUAGUCCCGUUUCUCUGGGCCUAUAUGACUGGCUCAUUCCAUUAUCCAUGACAUUUAUCCUCGAUUUCCACAUAUCAUUUGCCAAUCUCACUCUACCCCCAAUGUCACUUGUUCCUUUCAUACCCAAUUUUCUUACUCUUUCCAUAACCCAGUUUAUCUGCUUUUCUUGUCCGUCACUCCUGACCAUCGUUAUUGUGCAUAGCUUUUUUUAAUCCCACAUUCUAGAUCCUGCUUCUCUCUUUAAUUCACAUGUAACUAACAUGUUGAACAUUCUAAUACUAUUUAACUACAUGUGAAUGCAUGCACACAAUACCUAGGAGCUGUGUAGUUCUGUUUAUUUAGUAGUGUGCUAAGGUUUGAGGAUGUAAAUCUCUAUUUUUCCGUGUAGGUGUGGGAGUAUUUAGAAGGACACAAGGAAACCUAUAAUGAUGCACUGCUGGAGACUCACCAGACUCUCAGCUCAUUGGGUAAGGGAAGGUUUAGCCACCAUUGUUUUGAUUGUUUAUGAAUAGAGCCGGUCUUGAGUCCACAUUUUUGCUCUGAAAAAUAAUAGUUGCAAAUUUUAGGAUAGCAUUCACUUUUGAAAGGGAAAUCUACUGUUGACACAUUUGUUCUCAUAAACCACUGAACCAGUGAUCAAUAUGACUAAUUCUCCCAUCACAGGUCCGCUAUCACCGAAAAGGUAAAAAAAAAAGAGAAACCUUCUCCAGAUCCAUCCCCUCCUCACAUUAUAAACGAUAACACGCUCCGAUUGUUCAGUGAGUGAUACACCUACGCGUGUGUUGUAGAAAUGAAAUUUGUUUUGGGGGGUGGGGGGGUUUCUCCAUGCAUCCCAAGCAAGUGAUCAGAUGGGAUAUAGCAAUUUAAAACUGAUUAACAGUUCUUAACCCAGUGAACACACAAUAAUUAAAUAAGUGUCAUCAUCCCAUGUCCUCAAAUACUACUUUUCAACUGUCUGUUUGACAUUUUAUGGAAGAUAUUAGUCCAGGCAUAGGCAACCUUUGGAACUUCAGAUAUUUUGGACUACACCUCCCAUGAUGCUUUGCCAGCAUUAUGGGUGUAAGAGCAUUAUGGGGCAUGUAGUCCACAACGUUUGGAGUGCUGAAGGUUGCCUAUCCCUGCCUUCGUCUAUGCUGUGAGAUGGAGAAAAAAGACACGAUCAAACUUUAGUCAUGAGGGAUCUUGAUUCAAACUCCAUGAAUGUAAUAAUCACAUACACCACAAUUUGUGUGUUACACUGGCAGUAUCGGCUGAUAGACAGAGUACUAACAAGAAAGCAAACCUAGGUCAAGGGGUAAUAGUCAGACGUGAAGUUGAACUGGACAGCAAACAAACCUGGACAUGGGGAUUCCUCGAUCCCCACAAAAACUAAAAAAAGGUAGUUUUGCCCCCCAAAAAACUAGACCACUGUAAAUAAACAAUAUACACGAUGAUAACAUCUGUAAAUAAAGGUGUGCAGGUGUGUGUGUACUAUAUUGAAUGAAUAAAUGGAGCCGCUCUCAUUGGUGAAGAACUUGGAAUGCAGUCUCUGUUUACUUUCAAUAUGUCUUUUAGCAGACAGUGAUCCUCAACAUAACAUGAAACCACCUAAGAGAGACUUAGUACGCCUGAUUCAUGUUAAAUCCAAAAAAUAGAUUACAAGGCAGAAAUAAAAACAUUGAACUUGGUUAAAAAGAUUCCAACUCCUAUAUGAUCAUUAUUACAUAUGGAAAAAAUAGAAGGUAAAGAAGCAAGUGACGCGUCCCCCACCUUUUGUACAAGUGGUAGGGAAGAUGUUAAAAAUUUAUAGAUGACUAAGGCCUUUAACGGACCAUUAAAUAAAACACAAUCACUGCAAGACUCCAGACUGUUGGAGACUAAGUUGGCAAUCGAGUCUGUGCCAAGACUUUUCUACAAAAUUAAGACAAAGUAAUAAGAUAAAAUAUAUAUAUUUUGUUUUUAAAUUUUUUUUUUUUUUCCCCCUAUUAGCUGAUUCCAUGAACACACCUGAAGCUGAAGGGUUUAACAUCCUGACUAUCAAAGAAGAUGAACAAACAAUUAAACAAGAAAUAAAAUGCAUUACAAUAAAUAAAAGGGGACGAAAGAGGAAACCUUUGAGAUAUGAGAGAACGUUAUAUGAAGAAAUAGACCUAACAGAUGCUGGCGUUGAUAAAAACGUUCUACAAACUGAGUAUACCUCUACUCCUUUUCAGAAGGAAUCCAUCUCCUCUAUACAAGAAAACCAUAUAGGCAUUUAUUUACCCACAGAAAAUACACAGACAGAAUGUUCGUCUACUCAUAUUGCUGCGUGUGAAGAAAGUACUGAGCUUGGUUUUCACACAGAAUACAUGUCUGUUCAUAUUAAAGAGGAAUCGCCCUCGUAUGAAGAAGACCUUUUCACAGGUAGUGACACUCAUACACCAACACUACCUACACAGUUAGAAUAUACACCUACUCAUAUCAAGGAUGAACCAAUUUUUUGUAACCCUGAAAAUCUGUUCGAGACUGACAUUUAUACACCUCCAGAAUAUGCCUCUACGUUUAAGGAGAAAUCAACCACGAAUGAGGAAAGAAAUGUCUCCGACCCACCCGUUUCAACCCCCACCUGUAAAUUUGAGAGCCAACAGAAAUGGAAUAGUAACACACAGCUGGGAGAAAGCAUAGAAAUAUUAAAUCAACGUAAACACACAGUAGACCAGCUGUAUAACAGUUUUGAGAUAAAUAAGGCUUCUGAUACCUAUUCUGAUUUUGAUAAAGAUCAGAAAGCCCAUGAUGGAAAGAAAGUGACCUGUUCUGAAUGUGGGAAAGUUUUUGCCAGUAAGGUACAUUUCUUUGGCCAUCAAUGUUUAUAUCUGAAAUCACGGUUUACCAGAAGGAACAGGAUUUGCCAAGGAGAGAAUUCGCUUUCGUGCUCAUGUGGGAAAUGUUUAAAGACAAAAUAUUUUUUUAGACAUCAGAAUGUGCAUGCUGGUGAAAAGCCAUUUUCUUGUUCCCACUGUGGGAAAUGUUUUAAACUGAAGGCAACUCUUAAAUCUCACGAGAGAAUUCACACUGGAGAAAAACCAUUUCCUUGUGCAGAGUGUGGGAAAUGUUUCAGCCAGAGAUCUGGUCGUAAUACACAUCAGAAGAUUCAUACAGGAGAGAAACCCUUCUCCUGCUCUGUAUGUGGGAAAUCGUUUAGGCACAAGGCCUAUCUUAUCACACAUGAGAGGAUUCAUACAGGAGAGAAACCAUUUUCUUGUUUUGAAUGUGGCAAAUGUUUUAUAGAAAAACCAAGACUUCUUGCACACCAAAGGAUUCACACAGGAGAGAAACCAUUUGUUUGUUCUGAAUGUGGGAGAUCUUUUACAAAUUAUUCAAAUCUCCUCGCACAUAAAAAGAUUCACAAAGGGGAAAAACCAUAUUCUUGUUCUGAAUGUGGAAAAUGUUUUAGUAAGAGGGUAUACCUUACCUCUCACCAAAUACAAGGCUGUUCAAGUACAUCUGAUAUACAUUUCUAAAGCCCAAGGAAAGGGGCAUGCAGAAUAUCCUGGGAAGACACCACAAAGGGAUGUAUGUUUGCAAUACCACCAAUGCUUUCAGCAACACAGUAAACUCCUUAGUAAGAGUUUAGUGUUUUUUUUGGAAAUGUCAUUAACCGAAAGAUAACAGUUCCUAUUUUAGGAACAUAUAACCCACUUUUGUGCAAGUACCAAUCACUUGAGCAGGUAUUCUUACCCAUGCAGAAGGGAAUAUUAGCAGCUACACUAAAUUCCUGCACACAAACAUCCCAAAAUAAUCACUAAAAGUAUUCUAACAUACUGACUAAACUUGUUCUCGAAAUGCCUAGACCACAAAUGAUUAUUGAUGCAAUCGCUCUAGUUUAGUGAACUACCAGUAUUCUAUACACAAAUUUGUAAGAUGUUCCCACCAUAGCAGAUGAAUACAAUUCGAUAUCACCUCUAGGUUUCAUUGCCCAAAGCAGAAUUGUACCAUAGUAUAUUUUUCUUUGGGGCAGCACUGUCACCAGUUGGGGACUUUGCCAAAUUUGGCAAAGUCCCCUGAUGGUGACAUCACCGUUGUGGGUCUAGUGUCUGAACGGGCACUGUUAUCUUGAUACGGGGGUCCUCUUUGGAGCUGGUCACUGCUGUACUCUUGCGCAUACAUGAGUACAGCAUUUAAGCCCAAUGGCGGAUCGUACGUAAAUCCAUAGCAUUUUUUUUUUUUGCGAUUUCUUCUAUUUCCCCUUUUUUUCUAUAGAACGUUUAAAAGAAAAACAGGAUUUUGUUAAAAUAACAAGAACAAAAUAGAAAUAUUAAAUACUAUUACAGAUUUGUUGUUGUAAU
Pelobates cultripes (western spadefoot toad) is the source of this 10548-nucleotide messenger RNA. Lineage: Eukaryota; Metazoa; Chordata; Amphibia; Anura; Pelobatidae. The record is from the annotation of a GenBank genome assembly.